This is a messenger RNA of Musa acuminata AAA Group (dessert banana), 1154 nucleotides long. Its product is annotated as alpha carbonic anhydrase 1, chloroplastic-like. The record is from RefSeq and is a predicted model, not a curated record. Bases 148 to 957 code for a protein of 269 amino acids. Gene Ontology annotation, molecular function: carbonate dehydratase activity; zinc ion binding. NCBI's taxonomy places the organism in Eukaryota, Viridiplantae, Streptophyta, Magnoliopsida, Zingiberales, Musaceae. The transcript has 6 exons. Gene Ontology annotation, biological process: one-carbon metabolic process.
GGUAGGGGGAGUUUGGCAGGGAGAUAGUGAGGUAUAGAUAUAUAAGGCCAUCUUCUUCUCUCUCACCUUCCAUAGGCAGAGAGGUAUAGACAUAUAAGGCCACCAUCUUGAAGCCAAGGGAGGGGGUCAGGAGGAAGAGAGCUGGGAAUGGCUGCAGGAAGAGCAACCCUAGCACUGGGGGUAGCUUCUCUUCUACUUGUGGCCUAUGCUAGCGCGCAUGAUUUUGUAAGGUUUGGGUACAGGGGAGCAAUUGGGCCUGACAAGUGGGGUAGCUUAUGCCCUGAGUAUGAACUGUGCUCAAAAGGAAAGCAUCAGUCUCCAAUCAAUAUUGUGAAAGAUGAUGUGGUCUAUGAUCCGACGCUCGAACCUCUUCAGAGGGAUUAUGCUGCCACAAAUGCUACCCUCGUCGACAAUGGCUUCAACAUUGCGCUUCGGUAUGACAGUGGUGUAGGGCAUGUGAUUGUGGGUGGAAAGAACUACACCUUGAUACAAAUGCAUUGGCAUUCACCUUCUGAGCACACAAUUGAUGGAGAGCGAUUCCCUGUGGAGCUCCAUCUUGUUCACAGUAGUGAUGACGGCAACAUCACAGUUGUAGCAAUCCUGUAUCGAUUCGGCCAUCCUGAUCCUUUCCUCUCCCAGAUAAAGAACAAGGUUGCUGAACUGGCCAAGGAAGUCUGCGCUGGUGAUGAAGAGGCACAUGUUCCAGUCGGAAUUGUGCAAACGAGGGCCAUGAAACGCCACUCUCGCAAGUACUUUAGAUAUGUUGGAUCGCUUUCCACACCUCCAUGCACUGAGAAUGUCAUUUGGAACAUCCUCGGCAAGGUGAGGGAGAUGACCGCGGAACAAUUAGCUGAACUCAAGGCGCCUUUGCACGAGGAGUACUACAACAACUCAAGGCCAACACAGCCAUUGAAUGGGAGGACGGUGCUGCUCUACGACGAGUCUAAGGCCAGUUAACCUCAGUAUAACCAAAGAUAACAUGCAUCAUCACCUGGAUUGUCAUUGUAUCACCGAAGAGGAAGAAAUGAAUGAUGUACGAAGCUACAUUUCAGCAAGUACAGAUUGAAAUCUCUUUGGAGUUUGAAAUGCUGCCUGCACCCAGUUGUAACGAGUGCUACUUUUUCAAAUGAAUCAGAGUAAUUUCCUUUUUAUCA